Messenger RNA from Dentiscutata erythropus, 2384 nucleotides. The record is from the annotation of a GenBank genome assembly. Lineage: Eukaryota; Fungi; Glomeromycota; Glomeromycetes; Diversisporales; Gigasporaceae.
UUAAAAUGAAUCAAUAUCUGAAAAGAGCAGUAGCUGAAGGGUACAUAGAUUCAAUAGAUUACGACUCUUUUUCUGAUAUCGAAGAAAUUAAGCAAACAGCAAAAAGUGAAGUUUUCAAAGCUUACUGGAAACAUUCUGGAAAAAUUGUUGCGUUAAAAACUUUCGACAUUUUUCCUGUGGGAAAUGAAUGUUCUUCAUAUGAAGAGUUCAUUCGUAAAUUUCAAACGACUCAAGUAAUUGAAGAUAAUAACAUUGCUGAAUUUUAUGGACAAUUAAAUUACUUCAUGAUAUUGGAGUAUGCUAAAGAUGGAAAUUUAAGAGAUUAUCUUCGCCAAAAUUUUAAAAAUAUUGAUUGGAAAAUGAAGAUUUCUAUUGGAAAGCAAAUUGCUAGUGGGCUCAAAGCUAUCCACGAUCAAAAUAUUGCUCAUAAAGAUCUGAUAAAGAAUAACUCAGAGCAUGAAAUUCCAGUUAAAAAUACUCCAUCAAGAUAUCAAUUACUUUAUCAACAAGCUUGGAGUUUUCUUCCUCAAGAACGACCUUCGAUUGAAUAUAUUAAUGAGGAACUUGAUGAAAUGCUAAAGAAUUCAAAGACUUCUUUCUUUUCAAAGAAGCCACACGAUAUUUUUGGAAAAAAACCAAAAAAUUUUGUUUCCUCAUCUGUUAGUUCAUCACCCAAAGAAACUAUAAUUCCUCCCAACAUUCCUAAAAAACCUCCUGAUAAUCUUAUGAAUUCUGACUCAAAUGUUGAUCAACUGAAUCCUAUUCAACAUCAACAUUAUGGGCGUUAUGAGCUCGAAGAGCAACAAAAUUUGGCAUUUACCAAAGAUCCAAUACAGGAUCUAAAUAAAUCUACUCCUUUUCAACAAAACAGAAUUCAUCUUAAAACUCAUUAUAACUCAGUGCCAAUUAUUCAAAGCCAACAAAGCCCACAUUUUCAACAUAGUUACUACCAAUCACCACCUCAACAAAAUUAUUACAAUCAAGGCCCACUACCUCAACAUGGUUUUCUUAACCAAGGACAAUUACUUCAACAGAAUUACCUCAACAAAGUACCAUCACCUCAACAAGGUUAUAUUAAUCAAGGACCAUUACUUCAACAAGGUUAUAUUAAUCAAGAACCAUCACCUCAACAUGGUUACCUCAACCAAGGACCAUCACCUCAACAUGGUUAUCUCAGCCAAGGACAAUUACCUCAACAUGGUUAUCUCAACCAAGGACAAUUACAUCAACAGGGAUUCUUAAGACAAGGAUAUUAUAUUGGACGGCCACCACCUCUUUCGCCAAAAGUUUCUAUUUCAGAUGAAUUUCCAACUUUAUCGAAUAUUUCACAUCAAAAUAUGGCACAACCAGGAAUGCAUCCACAAUCCAUUCCUAUAUCUAAAGAUGGGGAAGAAUUUUUAAAACAGUCCUUUUAUGAUAACAAACUUAAUACAUAUGAAUUUCAAAGAUAUGAAAAAAAACAGUCAUUAUUUGUCGAGAAAAUUAAAAAGGUUUUGAAGAAAUAUAUUGAAGAAAAUCCAAACCAGGAUUUACAAGGAAUUGAAUUGUUCAAUAAAAAUCUUCCUGAUGAUGAGACUCUCAAUGAAAAUGAAAUAUCUAUUUUACAUAGUAUACUUCUUAAAAAAGAAAAAGAAUACAAGGUGGCAGCUAUUGGUUCAAAAGAAGUGCUGGGCGUAUUAGGAACUAUGCUCAAAUCUGCAUUGAAGGAAUGUACAUCAACUGAGCAAUUGACUGAAUUUAUUCAGCAAAAAUUACUUAAACAAAAUCAAAGGGAAUACUUAACAGAUUAUCUCCAAAAAAUCGAAGAUGAAGUUAGUAUUCAUAUGCAGAGCGGCGAAAGGCGUCAGUGUGAAAUAUGUAAAAACUUAACCUAUGCUAAAGGGUGCUGUGAAUACUGUAUUCGUAGUUAUUUACGAGAGCAUUUCAAAGAUUGGACUUCCGGGAAUUCUGUAGUAGAUAAAAUAAUUCAGGAUUGCCAGCAACGAACGCAACAACCAUACAGAGUGAUUGAAUGGAUACCUUUUGAAUGCUUUAAAUUUGUUAAACGCUUAACUGAAAAUUCCAUAUAUAUAGCGUUUUGGAAUAAUGGAUCCUUUGCUAAUUGGAAUAUUGAAAAGCAAUUAUUGGAAAGACUUGGUGGGCAUCCAGUUGUUCUUAAAAUACUAAAGGAUUCCGAUAAUUAUAAUAGUAAAUGGAUUCGUAAAAUACUAAAGGAAUUUGUCAAAAAGUCACCUGUAGAAUCUUCUCAGAAUGAAAACAGACUUGUUGUUAAUCCUGUAGGAACAUCUGCACACCCAAAUGAAGAUAAAAGAUAUGUAACUCAAAAAUACAAUUUUACACCUAAAGAUAUAUUAAGGCUGGAAAAUGAACAAAAAAACAAAUAA